Molecule: messenger RNA, 2723 nt
Organism: Sorghum bicolor (sorghum)
Lineage: Eukaryota; Viridiplantae; Streptophyta; Magnoliopsida; Poales; Poaceae
Product: probable protein transport Sec1a
Exons: 21
Coding region: 358-2361 (667 amino acids)
Biological process (GO): intracellular protein transport; vesicle-mediated transport
Cellular component (GO): secretory granule; plasma membrane
Molecular function (GO): syntaxin binding
Source: RefSeq, a predicted model, not a curated record
UCUCAAUGACGCGUGGGUCUAGAAACCUAACAGCGCGUCGCGGUCCCAUCUGCCAUAGACCCACUCAAAACCCCACACCACACGACUACUCCCCGUCUGGUCGUCCAUGGAGGAAAAAAAACCCGGUCGAGCAGAUUCCUUGUGUUGCUGUAGCCUGUAGUACCCCGUCCAACCCCGCAGCGGCGGCAACCACUGCCCGUAAAUUCCAUUCCACCGCGUCCGGCUUUCCUCACCGCGCGACCAUUCGCCAUUCCCUCCGCUCGAAUCGGCAAGCCCCCAUUUCGAGUCCCGGAGGCGGCCGCGAACCCUAACUCUACAGGGAGGCCUCGCCGGCGAGGAGUGGGGGCUCCGUUGGCCAUGUCGAUCGACUCGGACAGCUCGUCGCAGAGCGGCGCCGACUACAGGAGCUUCCGCCAGAUAACCCGAGACCGUUUGUUAGUUGAGAUGCUGAGAUCGACUCGGAAGAGUUCAAAAUCAACAUGGAAGGUUCUAAUCAUGGACAAACUUACGGUCAAGAUAAUGUCAUUUUCAUGCAAGAUGGCAGAUAUCACAGAAGAAGGGGUUUCAUUGGUUGAAGACCUAUACAAACGGAGGCAGCCAUUGCCUUCAAUGGAUGCAAUUUAUUUCAUGCAGCCUACUAAAGAAAAUGUUCGCAUAUUCAUGUCUGACAUGUCAGGAAAAAAUUCACUGUACAAGAAAGCUUAUGUUUUUUUCAGUUCUCCCGUACAGAGGGAAUUGGUAGCUCAUAUAAAAAAGGAUUCGACUGUACUAACUCGCAUCAGUGCACUCAGUGAGAUGAACUUGGAAUACUUUGCUAUUGAUAGUCAGGGAUUCAUAACUGACCAUGACAAGGCCUUGGAGGAGUUGUUUAGUGAAGAUGCAGAAGGCUCACACAAAUACAAUGCAUGCCUUAACACAAUGGCUACAAGAAUUGCUACAGUGUUUGCAUCAUUGAGGGAAUUUCCUCGUGUGCACUACCGUGUAGCCAGGACAAUCGAUGCAUCUACUCUGACGACACUACGAGAUUUGGUCCCAACAAAGCUUGCUGCUUCUGUGUGGAAUUCCCUUGCCAGAUAUAAGUCGACGAUACCUGAAUUUCCACAAACAGAAACAUGUGAACUACUUAUUGUUGACCGAUCAAUAGAUCAGAUUGCACCAAUUAUUCAUGAGUGGACAUAUGAUGCUAUGUGCCAUGAUCUACUGUAUAUGGAUGGCAACAAGUAUGUGCAAGAGGUUCCAAGUAAGAAUGGUUCAGCAAAUGAGAAAAAGGAGGUUUUGUUGGAGGAUCAUGAUCCAGUAUGGCUUGAGCUGCGGCAUGCGCAUAUAGCUGAUGCUAAUGAAAGGCUGUAUGAAAAGAUGACCAGUUUUGUAUCAAAGAAUAAAGCAGCUCAACUACAACAGGCAAGAUCUGGUGGAGAGUUAUCUACCAAGCAGUUGCAGAAAAUGGUUCAAGCUCUUCCACAAUAUAGUGAUCAAAUUGACAAGCUCACCCUUCAUGUUGAGAUUGCAGGAAAGCUUAAUAAUAUAAUCAAAGAACAACACCUUAAAGAUGUUGGACAGCUAGAGCAAGAUCUUGUGUUUGGUGAUGCUGGGACAAAAGAACUAAUCAGUUUCUUACGAACCCGCAUGGAUGUAAGUCGUGAAAAUAAGUUGCGUUUGCUGAUGAUUUAUGCUUCCAUCAACCCAGAGAAGUUUUUUGAAAGUGAUAAAGGUGCAAAGCUGAUGCAGCUUGCAGGAUUAUCUGCUGAUGACAUGAUUGUAGUAAAUAAUAUGCGCUGCUUACGUGGACCUGAUACUAAAAAGUCUUCAGUUGGGGCCUUUACUUUGAAAUUUGAUCUUCAGAAGAAAAAGCCUGGUAUCAGAAAGGAGCGGGUUGGGGAAGAGUCAACUUGGAUGCUAUCUCGAUUUUAUCCCAUCCUGGAGGACUUGAUUGAGAAACUUAGUAAGGGUGAGCUACCGAAGGAUGAGUACCACUGCAUGAAUGACCCUAGUCCUAGUUUCCGUGGAAUUCCAGGAAGCACAUCUGCUCGAACAAGCCCAGCUCAUCAGCCAGCCCAAUCCAUGAGAUCUAGACGAAUAGGUGGCACAUGGGCUAGACCUCGGAACUCUGAUGAUGGUUAUUCGAGUGACUCUGUACUGAAGCAUGCAUCAAGUGACCUUAGAAAGUUGGGCCCGCGCUUAUUUAUCUUUGUAAUUGGGGGUGCUACUCGGUCUGAGUUGCGUGUUGCCCACAAGCUGUCAAGCAAACUGAAGAGAGAAAUUAUCCUUGGCUCCUCUAGUCUUGAUGACCCACCGCAGUUCAUCACUAAAUUGAAGAUGUUAUCAACCGAGGAGCUGUCGCUGGAUGAUUUGCAAAUAUAAUAAUGUCAAGUACAAUGGCCUUACAUUCUCCACUGUAAUUAUUUACUUGCAUCACUACAACGGGUUUAGUUGUACUCCCUUAACCUUGUAUCGAGCCACAGGCUCUCUUACACAGGCUAGAGGGGCAUGAUAUUUAUUCGGCCACCGUCAGAUACUAACCAUCCAGUGUACAUACAUGACAGCGACCAGAGACUGUAACAUAGGUGGCAACUUUAUUAGAUUGGUGGAUCAGCGAAAUUCAAUGUCCAGAGGACUUCAAUUUUUGUCCUCAGAUUGCUGUUAUUUUGCGGGGAAAAUAGAUCUAUGUAUAUUUUUAACUCAAACCGGAAUUCAUGUCUAAUAUAAGAGCAAAGAAAGCACAA